Molecule: messenger RNA, 1332 nt
Organism: Rhea pennata
Lineage: Eukaryota; Metazoa; Chordata; Aves; Rheiformes; Rheidae
Gene: LRRC73
Product: leucine rich repeat containing 73
Exons: 6
Coding region: 8-925 (305 amino acids)
Molecular function (GO): protein binding
Source: RefSeq, a predicted model, not a curated record
UCGGAAGAUGCUGCCGGGGUCCAUCCAGAUCUCCGGGGAGACGCUGUCGAGCGCGGAGGUGCGCGACAUCUGCGCGGGGCUGCGGGAGAACUCCGUGCGGCUGCUGUCGCUGCGCGGCUGCCGCCUCUCCGAGCGCGACUUCGGGCACGUCUGCCGCGGCGUGGCCGAGUCCCGCUCCCUGGCUCAGCUCAACCUCAACCUGGGCAUCGUCUCCAACAUCAACCGCGUCAAGCAGCUGGCCGAGGCCCUCAAGACCAACCGCUCCGUCCAGUCGCUGUUCCUCCACGGGAGUCCCCUGACGGAUGCCGGCUUGGCCCUCCUCAACCCUGCGCUCUCCAUCCAUCCCUCGCUGGUGGCUCUGGAUUUGGGGGACUGCAUGCUGGGCGACGAAGGCAUCAACCUCAUCUGUGGGCUCCUGCCGCCCGACGGGGCCAAGUCUGGCCUUAAAGAGCUAACGCUGAGCGCCAACCCAGGUGUUACAAGCAAGGGCUGGGGACGUCUGGCCAUUGCAGUGGCUCACAGCUCCCAGCUCCGAGUGCUGAACCUGGACUACAACCCCCUGGGAGACCAGGUAGCAGGGAUGCUCGCUGUUGCUGUGGCGUCCAGUCGAACACUUGAAGUUCUGGAUUUGGAGGGAACAGGACUUACCAACCAGUCAGCCCAGACCUUGCUGGACAUGGUAGAGAAUUACCCCACAGCCUUGCGGACGCUUAUCCUGGCAGAGAACAACAUUAGUCCUGAGCUGCAGCAGCAGAUCUCUGAUCUGCUCUCAGAGGGAGAGGGAGAGGAAGAGGAAGAGACCGAGGCUCGAGAAGUCACAGCCAGGGAGAAGAACCCCUGGAUCUGCCAGAACAAUUCCAGCUCCCAGAUGGUCUUGAUGACGUCGGGCCUUGGUGACAGUCUCUUAGCAGAAACAGAAAUGUAGCUGGGCUACCCUACCUGCUUCUGUCCUGAAGAGCACCAUGCGGGUGGCCUGAGCUCGUGUCACCCGUAUCGAGGGAGCUCAUGUUGCCCCGCACAUGUGUGCCCAUAUCCAUGGGCCCCCUUGGGCUCCCAUGCUGCGGGUGGGUCUGCCCUGACACUCUUCUCAUGCAUCUUGUGUCCUGUUGACACCUCCCUCAGCUCUGCACGCCGGAGUUUGGGAGCCUGGUCCGAGUGACUUGCCACACGCGUCUCUGUGUUGUCACACACCCUGUCAGCCGCUUGUAACUGUCCGGUCGCUGCAUGUGUAGAUCACGCUGCCCUGCCUCUUCCUCGCGUUUGGCUGUGCCCUCCUGGCCUGCAGGCUGUAUUUAUUCAGAUGUGUAUAACAGAUGUUCUUCUAGGGCUUGU